Messenger RNA from Arachis ipaensis, 1754 nucleotides. Its product is annotated as high mobility group B protein 13. The record is from RefSeq and is a predicted model, not a curated record. NCBI's taxonomy places the organism in Eukaryota, Viridiplantae, Streptophyta, Magnoliopsida, Fabales, Fabaceae. Gene Ontology annotation, molecular function: DNA binding.
CCUCUUCUUCUCCAUAAACAAACACUGAAAUCAAUUUCUCUGUUUCCAUUUCCCUUUUCUUUCUUGACAUCACAUAAUCCAUGGCUGACACUGCUGCAGAAGUUCCCACAAGGAGGUCAAGGAGCAAAAGGGCUCUCAAGGACAAAAACUCGUCAACAAAUGAGUCCGCAAACACCAUCACCACCAAGGUCUCAGAAUUCACACCUCCAAUUUCUGAACAAGUGAUAAUGAAGGAGAACCUCGACACCACCACCACCGUUUCUCAACCCAAGAAAGGAAGAGCUGCUUCAAAGAAACAAAGCACGAAGCAGCAGCAGCAGCAAUCUCCUUCUUUUGAGAAAGAGUUGCUUGAGAUGCAGGAGAAGCUGCAGCAGCUGCACCUCGAGAAGGAGAAAACCGAGGAGCUCUUAAAAGCCAAGGAUGAGGCCCUCAAGCUCAAGGACCAAGAGCUUGAAAACCGAGGCAAGGAACAGGAGAAGCUCCAGACCGAGCUCAAGAAGCUCCAGAAGUUGAAGGAGUUCAAACCCACCAUGAACUUGCCUCUUCCGAAAGAUAAGGAACAAGACAAGAAGGACAAGAAGAAAAGGCCCUCUGCUCCUUACAUUCUGUGGUGCAAGGAUCAAUGGAAUGAGAUCAAGAAAACAAACCCAGAGGCAGAAUUCAAGGACAUCUCAAACAUGUUGGGGGCUAAAUGGAAGACAGUUAGCGCUGAAGAGAAGAAGCCGUACGAAGAGAAGUACAAUGCUGAAAAAGAAGCAUAUAUGGAGGUAAUGGCGAAGGAAAAGCGCGAGACGGAGGCACUGAAGCUGUUGGAAGAGGAUCAGAAGCAGAAGAUGGCGAUGGAGCUUCUUGAACAGUACAUGCAGUUCAGACAAGAAGCAGAGAAAGAGACUACAAAGAAGAACAAGAAAGAGAAGGAUCCAUUGAAGCCAAAGCACCCGAUGUCAGCAUAUAUCCUUUUCACAAACGAUAGGCGUGCGGCUCUUGUUGCGGAGAACAAGAGCGUUGUGGAAGUUGCGAAGAUCACAGGGGAAGAGUGGAAGAACAUGACGGAGGAACAGAAGAGGCCUUACGAGGAGAUGGCGAAUAAGAAGAAGGAGCAGUAUGUUCAAGAAAUGGAAGCUUAUAAGCAGAGGAAACAUGAAGAGGCUGCAAAUCUCAUGAAGGAAGAGGAGGAGCACAUGAAGCUUCAGAAGCAGGAAGCGUUGCAGCUCCUCAAGAAGAAAGAGAAAACUGAAAUCCUCAUCAAGAAAACAAAGCAGAAGAAGAAGCAGAACAAGGAAGAUAAGAAUUCUGACCCAAACAGGCCUAAGAGGCCUCCAUCCUCAUUCCUCUUAUUCAGCAAGGAAGCAAGGAAAGCUUUACAGGAGGAACGUCCAGGAAUCAACAUUUCCACCCUUAAUGCACUCAUUUCAUUGAAGUGGCAGGAACUGAGCGAGGAAGAGAGACAAAUAUGGAAUGGGAAAGCAAGUGAAGCAAUGGAAGUGUACAAGAAGGAAUUGGAGGAAUACAACAAAACCAUUGCUACUUCAACUGAAGAAUGAUGUGGCCUUAAGAUUUGUUGAAAUGACAUGUUCAAGUUUGGAUUGAACAAGACUUGUGUUUAGGUUUCUUCUAGCUCUAGUAGUAUGUUAAGUAGUUCAAGUUUAGAAUGGUUGAAAUGUCGUGGUGUUUAUGAUGUGUACCGUCUCAGUAAGAAAAUGGAAUGCUUAUUCUCGGAUCUAUCUUAAAAUAUUAACAUUAAAAGUCAUUAA